Diuraphis noxia (Russian wheat aphid) is the source of this 1086-nucleotide messenger RNA. Its product is annotated as NAD kinase-like. Gene Ontology annotation, molecular function: NAD+ kinase activity. Lineage: Eukaryota; Metazoa; Arthropoda; Insecta; Hemiptera; Aphididae. Gene Ontology annotation, biological process: NAD+ metabolic process; NADP+ biosynthetic process. The record is from RefSeq and is a predicted model, not a curated record.
CGAUUUUUCUCUCAUAAUAAUAUCAUAAUGUCGUACCUGUACGUCACAAUAAUAUUAUGAUUCGUAUCWUUGUACACGCGCAAAUUUAGCUACCUACACUUUAACCGUGUACAUUGUGUGCUMGCGUACAUCGUGUAAUGGAUUAUCGAUAAUUCRUUUUCGUUGUGAUAUUACUGCACGCGAAUUAGACAUAAUCAUAUAGCGACAUAAUAAUAAUAUUGUCGUCAUCGUUCGCGCACACGACGUCACGCGAUGAGUUCGUCGCUGCAGGAGAGCGAAAUCGGACCCGAAGAGCGGGCGACGGACAACGACGAUAAACUGUCGCUGGAAAACCUCAACCUGGACGAACUCAAGACGCUGGUCUCRAUAUGGAGAACGCGGUCGCUGAACGCCCCCAGCCCGGUCCAACAGUUUGGACCAUGUGGCCGUAUCAUGGAAACCUCAGCGUUGAUCACGAAAACUCAAGAUCCGGCCAGUCAACGUUUGACGUGGUCCAAAAAUCCUCUGUCGGUGUUGGUGAUAAAAAAAGUUAGAGAUAUGUCUGUUUUACCACCAUUCAUAGAACUCGUCAGAUGGCUGAUACAGGAAAAAAGCAUGAUAGUAUUUGUGGAACAUUCUGUGAUGGAAGACACAAUGCUCUCUAGUAACUCUGGCUUCAUGGAAAUACGAGAAAAAUUAAACUCUUUCCAAGAUAGCAAAGAUGAUCUAACAGACAAAAUAGAUUUUAUUAUUUGCUUAGGUGGAGACGGUACUCUCCUUUACGCUAGUCUUUUGUUUCAGCAAUCAGUACCACCAGUUAUGGCGUUCCACUUGGGCUCACUUGGUUUCUUGACGCCUUUUAAGUUUGACAAUUUCCAACAGCAAGUGACCAAUGUACUUGAAGGACAUGCUGCAUUAACGUUACGUAGUAGACUUAGGUGUAUAAUUGUUAGGAAGAAUGAAGACAAAGAAAAGCCUCAGCCAAAUUUAUUAGUACUUAAUGAAGUGGUUAUUGACCGCGGACCAUCACCAUACCUUUCAAACAUUGACUUGUUUUUAGACGGAAAAUACAUAACAUCUGUUCAAGGAGAUGUGUCAAAUUCAUAA